CCCGCAGCUGUCAAACAAAGAUGCGUGGUGCCGCGUCACCGAUCUCGUCUGUCGCUCCACGACAACGUCGAUUGUCGCAAAUUGCGUCGAAGGAGAGGAGGUGAUAAGCGCGCGGAGCUGUGUGCGGAGAACGAUGUACCGUGUGGCGCGCGGCAAUCACGGACUCUGCAUCUAGAUGCGCCGCGCCGUGCACUCUCGCGACGCGGAGGCUGCGAUUAUCCGGAGAUAACCUCUCGGUCGCUGAUCAGCAUUGACGGGCUCGGCAGCCCGUCGCGCGCAAGCAGACCAAAUACGAGGAUCGCGGGCCGGUCAUGGCAUGUCUGCUGAUGAAUCAAGAGAACGUCCACCUCAAGAUACCGUCGACGGACACGGUGGACGGGGUGACGUACUAUUGCAUCGAGGUUGGAAUCGCAUCCAUCAAGUGGACCGUGAGGCACAGAUACAAUGACUUCGCGGAGUUGCACGAGAAGCUCGUGUCCGAGCACUGCGUCGAGAAGGAUAUUCUACCGCCAAAGAAACUCAUUGGCAAUAAAUGCGAGGCCUUCGUGGAGAAACGCCGGCAGAGCCUCGAGUUAUAUCUCAAUGCUGUUUACGGUUACUUGAAGAAAGCAAUGCCCAGGGAAUUGGCAGUGUUUCUAGAUCUGCAUGUAUAUGACAUAUAUUUCCUGCUGCAGAGCAUGGCGUUGGAGUUCUUCACAAAUGGCAGCGCUCUGCUGCAAACUUCACCGAGCUAUAAAUUCAAUCCAAUACAGUUGUACGCAAUCAGCGAAAGGUUAAAGCAUCCGUGUCCGACUUUGGAAGUCGUUGAUAAGAAAUAUGAUUUUAGUCACGUGUUGGAUUUUAAUUCUCACAUAAACAAUCUUAUCAUCGAGGGCAGUUCGGAACCUUACAAGACCAGCAACAUUUAUCCGUCCUCGUUGUCCGUUGAGUUAACUACUUUCAAGAACGUGCGACAUUUGACGAUCGAUCGAUAUCCCGUCGACAAGAUUUACAACAUGGGAAAUUUACGUGACACCGUCAGCACACUGAGAGUCACCAACACUAAGCUCAGGAACAUUGUGGAACUGGCAAUGUGCGAGGAGGUUCACAAGAGCAUCGAGAACGCCAACGACUCCCACGUGUGGCUGAAGGUAACGCACCUAGACCUCAGCGACAAUCGCAUAGAGAUUAUCGACGAGGCGAUCAAGCUGCUGCCGCACAUAGAGAGCCUGACGCUGAACAACAAUCACCUGUCUGAGAUCUCCAACGUGACGCUGCUGCCGCGGCUGUCUCAGCUGUAUCUAGCAUCGAACAAUUUUACCAGUCUGCCAGACGAUCUUCACACGCGGCUCGGCUACAUCGUGAGCAUCGAUUUGUCGCAGAACAAGUUGACGUCGCUCGCCAGUUUCUCGAAGCUGUACUCGUUGGAAGAGCUGGACGUAAGCUGCAAUCGCAUCGAGAAGAUCGAAGAAGUGAAGUACAUCGGCCAUCUGCCAUGUCUCGAAAACCUGAGGUUGACGGGUAAUCCGGUAUCGACGAUUGUCGAUUACCGAGUCAAAGUAUUGGAGCCGUUCGGCAAGAGAGCCGCCGAUAUCUGUCUGGACAACGAGAAACCGAAUCAAAAGGAGCUCGACACUGUGUCGGUGCAUCAAGCGUUGCGCAUCGCGAGGGAGGGCAAGUCGCCUACGUUUACCGCAUCAGACGCGCCGCUGUUCUCCGCCGAAGUACCGAGUAUAUAAAAAUCCCGCUCGUAGUUCUUUUUUUCGAUCGUGACGAUCGCGUCAAAUGUCACCCUGUAAGAGCUGCUCGGAUACGAAAGAAGAGAGAUUCUUUUCUACAACGUGCAAAUUUUAUCGUGAGAUUUGUAUAUCUCAAUUUAUAGGUUGUUUGUUAAUCUCGUCAAUAUGUAAAUGGACGAGAGAAGAAGAACGUGCUCCUUCUCGUCUCCCAUGACGACGAUUCCGAGAUAAAAUAUAAAAUAUACCAAAUGAUAAAGUAAUGUUACAAACUUGUAUAUAAAUCCAGCAGAUAUUCUUUUCUUUAAGCAAGGAUAAAACUCCACGGAUCCAUGACAAAAAUUAUAUAAAUACGCUGCCUUACACGACUCCCGAGGCAAAUUCAUGAAUAAGAUCUUCGUUAUUUUAUACAUACAAUAUAACCGCAUGUGAAAGCGUAGUUUCUAUCGUUUGUUUAAGAAGACGAUUAACACUACUUAUAACUUAAAUGUGCGAAUAUUUAAUCUUAUUAACAUAUUCUCUUAUUAUACUUCGUAGGAACAAAUCAAUUGUGCAAUAUUAUCUAAGAUAUUUUUAUCUAAUUUUCACACACAAAACAAUCCUCUUAUUCUAGAGAGGAAUGGAAAUGAGAACUCGAUUUUAUAAUUUAACGUAAAAGAUUGUCUGUAUAUAAGAAAAAAAGAAUAUUUUGUUAAUAAAGACAAAUAAACUUACGAUCUGUGAUAA
Messenger RNA from Ooceraea biroi (clonal raider ant), 2441 nucleotides. Its product is annotated as nischarin. The record is from RefSeq and is a predicted model, not a curated record. Gene Ontology annotation, cellular component: cytoplasm. Gene Ontology annotation, molecular function: integrin binding; phosphatidylinositol binding. Lineage: Eukaryota; Metazoa; Arthropoda; Insecta; Hymenoptera; Formicidae.